AUGGAGAAGCAGGUGCCCCGCCAUCGGAAGCAGGCGGGACGGUGCAUCUCAGGGCGCGUGGCAGAUCCAUGGGCCCAGCGAGCAAGGCCUCGUGAACGCCGUUUGGGCCUUCGCGAAGCCGCAGCUUUCGCGUGCGCUCUCCACGGGUGCAGCCUCCGCCGUGGUCCAGGAAAAGCUUGCGAGGCUCACUCCGCGGUACCCCAGCAACAUCUCCCGGACCCUCUGUGCACCAAAAGCACAUGGCCCCGAGCCCAGCUUUCCUCGCAGCUUCUUGCGCUUUGCACUGCCAAUUGCCAAGAGUUGGGCGCCGAGACAUUGCCGACUCCGGCGGUCGCGAGGAUGCCACGUUUGCUUUGGACCUGUGCUGCCUUACUCCAGGUCGCGAGCGCUGGCGUGGCUUUCGUGAGCCCGGUGAAUCUGGGUGCUGGGGCAGGUUUGGCUCCGAGAACGGCCACUUCUUCCACAUGGAAAGCCACAGCAUCAGACUCUUGGCGUGAAGCCUCUGGUGCGAGCGUCUCACUUGCAGCCGCCCUCCUUGUGGGAGCCAGUUUCGCCAGAGCAGUGUCCGCAGAACGAAUGACAUCGCUGUCCAUGGCGGCACACCGCAAGCCCACCAAAAAGGGCCGAAAGAUUGCCGUCAUUGAGUGCGUGGAGCAGAGGCAGAUGGUCAAGGACGGCGUGCCAGGUGCUGGUGGACCCCGUGGAGGCGUCAGCCGCUACUACACAGAGAAGAACGUCCGCAACACACCCGAGCUCCUCAAGCUCCGCAAGUUCAACAAAUACCUUGGCCGCCACACCCUCCACGUGGAGAUCAAGUGA
Messenger RNA from Symbiodinium sp. CCMP2592, 819 nucleotides. The record is from the annotation of a GenBank genome assembly. Lineage: Eukaryota; Dinophyceae; Suessiales; Symbiodiniaceae.